AUGGCCUUCAAGUCUCUGCUCUCCCUGCUCACUAUCGCUGCCGUGGCUAACGCCGCGACUACGCGCCGUGUUGCCUGCCCCGAUGGCGUGAACGUCGCCACUCACGCGGCGUGCUGCAACCUGUUCGCCGUCCGCGACGUCCUCCAGGACCAGCUCUUCGACGGCCGCGAGUGCGGCGAGGAGGUCCACGAGUCCCUUCGUCUGACCUUCCACGACGCCAUUGGCUUCUCGCGUUCCGCGGCCAGGGCCGGCAAGUUCGGUGGUGGUGGAGCUGAUGGUUCCAUCGCCAUCUUCGAGGACAUCGAGACCAACUUCCACGCGAACAACGGUGUCGACGAGAUCAUCGACACUCAGCGCCCCUUCGUCCAGAUGAGCAACAUGACCACCGCCGACUUCAUCCAAUUCGCCGGUGCUGUUGGUGUCUCGAACUGCCCUGGUGCUCCCCAACUCGACGUCUUCAUCGGCCGCAAGGACGCAACCCGGCCCGCUCCGGACUUGACCGUCCCCGAGCCCUUCGACUCUGUCGACAAGAUCCUUGCUCGUAUGCUCGACGGUGGCGACUUCUCGCCCGCCGAGGUCGUCGCUAUCCUCGCCUCGCACACCAUCGCGGCCGCCGACCACGUCGACCCCACCAUCCCCGGAACCCCCUUCGACUCGACCCCCGAGCUCUUCGACACCCAGUUCUUCAUCGAGACCCAGCUCGCCGGCACCCUCUUCCCCGGCAACGGCUCCAACCAGGGCGAGGCCAUGUCGCCCCUCGCCGGCGAGCUCCGCCUCCAGUCCGACUCGGAAAUCGCCCGCGACCCGCGCACCGCGUGCGAGUGGCAGUCGUUCGUGAACAACCAAGCCAAGCUCCAGUCGGCGUUCAAGGCUGCCUUCCGCAAGAUGACCGUCAUCGGCCACAACGAGCGUGACCUGAUCGACUGCUCCGAGGUCAUCCAGACGCCCCCGGCCGCCAAGUCCAACGCGCACUUCCCCGCCGGCCUGACCCACGCCGACGUCCAGCAGGCGUGUGCGACCGUGGCCUUCCCCACGCUCCCGACUGACCCCGGUCCGGCUACUUCUGUCGCCCCCGUCCCCCCCUCCUAA
Epithele typhae is the source of this 1089-nucleotide messenger RNA. Its product is annotated as manganese peroxidase precursor. The transcript is spliced from 6 exons. NCBI's taxonomy places the organism in Eukaryota, Fungi, Basidiomycota, Agaricomycetes, Polyporales, Epitheliaceae. The coding region runs from base 1 to 1089 and encodes 362 amino acids. The record is from RefSeq and is a predicted model, not a curated record. Gene Ontology annotation, molecular function: peroxidase activity; heme binding. Gene Ontology annotation, biological process: response to reactive oxygen species; hydrogen peroxide catabolic process; cellular response to oxidative stress.